Molecule: messenger RNA, 1074 nt
Organism: Zingiber officinale
Lineage: Eukaryota; Viridiplantae; Streptophyta; Magnoliopsida; Zingiberales; Zingiberaceae
Product: protein ROOT HAIR DEFECTIVE 3-like
Exons: 13
Coding region: 1-1074 (357 amino acids)
Biological process (GO): endoplasmic reticulum membrane fusion
Cellular component (GO): endoplasmic reticulum
Molecular function (GO): GTPase activity; GTP binding
Source: RefSeq, a predicted model, not a curated record
AUGGAUGUAGGUUGUUGUUGUAUUGAACUUAUUGAUAGAGAUGGCGUGUUUAAUCAUUCUGCCAUGAAAUAUUUCAUGAGGGCAACAAACAUGGAUAAAGGUGGACUGGACUAUGCGGUUGUCUCUAUGUUGGGUAAAAAACAAAGUGGAAAAAGUACUCUUUUAAAUCAUUUGUUUGGCACGGAUUUGUAUGAAAUAAAUCAUUUAAAAGAAAGGCCGCUGACUACUAAAGGUAUUUGGUUGGCAAAAUGCACCAACAUAAAUACAUUUACAGUGGUCUUGGAUAUGCAGGGUGCCGAUAAAAAGGACAGUAGACAGGAUGGUAGUGAAUUAGAAAAGCAAAGGAUCACUUUUGCACUAGCAGUUUCAGAUAUCGUGCUCAUAAAUAUGUGGUGCCAUGAUAUUAUUAGUACACAAGAAUUAGCUACAGACCAAUGCCUCUUGAAGACAGUAUUUGAGAUACGGGAUAGCAUACUCAAACCAUACCAAAAGCUAAAUGACUUCUUCAGAAUCGAGGUGGUGGCUCUUGCAAGCUAUAAAGAGAACAAAAAGUUGUUCAAAGAACAGGUUGCGAUUUUGAGAAAAUUGUAUCCUUAUAUCCCAUUGGGCCGGUUGGAUGCAGUCGGCAACAAUUCUUAUCCAGCUUCAGAAUUUUCAAUCGGUACGCAAGAGAUUUGGAAUGAUAUCAAGGAUAAUAAAGAGCUUAAUCUUAUUCUUCACAGGGAAUGGCUCGAAAUUAAGAGAAAUAUGCGAAAUAAUGAGAUGGUUCCUGGGCUUAUAGAAAAACUUUUUAUGAUUUUUGACAAGUAUCUGACUCUUUAUGACAGACGAGCUUGUUUCUUUAGACAAGAUAUUAGGGAAUUGAAGAGAAACGGAUUACAAUGCAAGCUUAAUCAGACGACUAAUUAUCAAAGCAACGAAAGAGGCAAGAAAGUUUGCCGCCAUUGGGCAAUUAUGGCUUUAGGUUUGCUAGGAUUUAAUGAGAUGAUGACACUUUUUCGAUUUUUCCAAUACCAUUACUACAUUGCCCUUAUUACAUUUGCAGUCCUGUUGUAUAAUACAUUAAGUGAUUAA